Messenger RNA from Eutrema salsugineum, 1814 nucleotides. RefSeq lists its product as uncharacterized. Bases 22 to 1797 code for a protein of 591 amino acids. The record is from RefSeq and is a predicted model, not a curated record. Lineage: Eukaryota; Viridiplantae; Streptophyta; Magnoliopsida; Brassicales; Brassicaceae. The transcript has 2 exons.
AAAAUUAUAUUUAUUUCAUCUAUGUCUAUCUUUGAUUUGUAUCUAUUAUAUCCAACGCGCGGUCUAAAAUGUGAUGCAUGUAAUCUUGGAACAAACAACUAUAGUGAUGGAUAUCGUUGCUUCCGUUCUGGACUCUUUUUUCACAAGGAGUGCAUCAACUCUAAUCGAGAUGUUCUCAGCCUCUAUCAUCCACAACAUCCUUUAGAUUUAAAGGUAGUUGCAGAAAAUGAAGAUGUACAUGGAGAAUGCAAGCUUUGUAGAGUGCUUGAUGAUCGGUUUCCUUAUGCAUGCAACAUAUGUGAUUUGAAAUUUCACAAAGAUUGUGCCGAAUCUACACCAGAGCUCAACUACUCUUGUCAUCCCAAACACCCUCUCAAGCGUCUGACGCGUGUUCCAAGUUACAUUGAUGGAAAAUGUUGCUUGUGUGGAAGCAAGCUUCAUAAUUUAUUUUAUCACUGUUCUAUCUGUGAUUUCAGCGUGGAUGUUGAUUGUGCAGAGAAUCCACCUCUUUUCACUCUUGUCCACCCCAAAGCUCAUGUACAUCCACUCACUUUUUUGCCGCAACGCAUUUUUGUUUGUAAUGCUUGUGGAAUAAUGGAUGAUGAUCCAAAUCCUUAUGUAUGUCUCCAAUGCAAUUUCAUGGUCCAUAGAAAUUGUAUAGACAUACCACGCAUCAUCAAAAUAAAUCGCCAUAUUCAUCGUAUCAAGUACAAUCAUUGUCUUACCCCUGGAGAUUGGACAUGUGGAGUGUGUCAGAAAAAGAUAAGCUGGACAUGUGGAGCUUAUUCUUGUUCAAAAUGUCCUGAUUUUGCAAUUCAUAUGAGAUGUGCCACAAGGUUUGGCAUUUGGGAUGGAACUGAAGUUGAAGACAUAUUAGAAGAUACUAUAGAUCAUCUUAAAUCAUAUGAGGUGAUCGAAGAAGGAGUAAUAAAAUAUUUCAGUCACGAGAAGCAUAAUUUGAAGCUCAGAGAAGAGGGUGAUGCUAAUGAUGAAUGCAUGUGGUGUGAAGCAUGCACAUAUCCCAUAUUUUGUAGCCCAUUCUACGAUUGCAUGGAAUGUGAUGACUUCAUCAUUCAUCAGAAAUGUGCUAAUCUCCCAAGGAAGAAAAUAGAUUCCUUCUACAAGAUGCCGAUGAAUCUAGUCCCAUCAGUUGAUCAGUUAAAUUUCUGCCAGGCUUGUCAAAACUAUUUUCAAGGUUUCAUGUACAGAAGUGAUGAUGGCAUGGUUGUCCUCGAUGUGCGAUGUGGUUCUAUUUCUGAGCCUUUUGUCCAUGAAAGCCACCCUAAUCAUUCGUUAUACAUCAGUUACUCAACAGGAGACAAAUUCUGUAAUGCUUGUGGAGAUAAGGCAACUAUGUUUUUAAGCUGUGAUUGUGAAGAGUGUGAAUUUGCUUUAGACAUUAAAUGUUCUGUUUUGCCAAAGAUGGUUAAACACAAGAAUGAUAAAGAUCAUUUUCUGACUCUGUGUUACGAAGGAAAAACCAAGGAACAGUACUGGUGCGAUAUAUGCGAGGAAGAUCUAAACCAAGAAAAUUGGUUUUAUUCAUGUGAUCACUGUGACAUCACUUUUCACGUCAAAUGUACGCUUGGGGACUUAUGGCUUAAUCCGGAUUUUAAUUAUAAAUUAUAUGGAUUUGAGGUGAUUCCAAAUAAUAGUGUAAGUCGACCAGUUUGUGCCGGGUGUGAUUCUCGCUGUCGAUUCCCCUUCACUUUGAAGUUUACAGGAUAUUAUACAGUGUGUUCUGUACAGUGUUUCAGCCGUGUUUAUACUGUGACUUCUAAAGAUUCGGCUUCCUAGUGAUUUAUGAAUAUGCA